UUUUCAGCACUGACCUCCAUCACACCAUCAGUGUCAUGUGGAGAUGUGGAGGAAAGUAAGGAGCCCUCCCAGCUGCUGUUUUCACGGGCAUCCGUGACGAAAUCCGCCAAAUAUAAGAGCGCGCACCUGGACACGCGUCUCGAGAGGAGAGUCAACUGAAACGCGCACGGCCACCGCUGCUGACCUCCAGCAAUACUCAAACAGCAAUGAUGUUCAACAUCUUCUGCGUCUCUUCGCUUCUUCUGUUCCACCUGACAGGUGCCAAACCGGUGUCCAGUUUACAGAGUCUCAAGGAGCUUUUAGAUGAAGAAAUAAACGCGCCGCUCGCGGAGUCGCAGAUGGAGCAGAAGAGCGCGCAGGUGGAGGCGCGCGAGGAGGCGCAUCAGUGGGAUUCGGACCCUGGAAACUCCGCGCUGGCGCGCACGGACGCGGCGCUCGAGCGUCUGCUGGGAGACAUCCUGUCCACAUCCAAACGAUCCUGGAGCCGCUUUAAGAAGGGCGGACUGAGGAGCUGUUUUGGGGUCCGACUGGAGAGAAUCGGGUCAUUCAGCGGACUCGGGUGUUAAGCGACAGGUGCGGCUGUCACGGCACAUUUCUUGACUUGAAAUCCUCUCGCAGGUGUUGACUGCAGGUUUACUGUAGAUUUGUGUUCAGGUGAUAUCUGUCUGUCAAUAUUUAUUCUGGAUUUAGAUCUGUAAAUAAUUGUAUGGAAAGACACUAAUGCUGCCUGUACUGUUGCAUCUAUUUAUUGAUUGAUUGAUUGAUUGACGUUCAAUGGACUCAUGUUUCAUGUAAGAUGAUGUAUAUUGCCACAACAUAAAUAUUGUGUGUCAACUUUGUCCAGGAUUAAAACGAUCAAAUUUAAACAUGAAUGACAGGCUGUUGAAGAGAAAUGAUUCCAGGUGCAGGUGUGGGUUUGUCCAUCUCAAACACGAGAUGAUAAAGAGAACUCAUUUAUGUACAGUAUACUCACUGUCUAAACAGAAAACAACAUGAGAGUCAAUUAUUACUAAAUAAAAGAUAUGAGCACAA
Triplophysa dalaica is the source of this 1032-nucleotide messenger RNA. RefSeq names its product natriuretic peptide A-like (gene nppal). The coding region runs from base 207 to 566 and encodes 119 amino acids. Gene Ontology annotation, cellular component: extracellular region. Lineage: Eukaryota; Metazoa; Chordata; Actinopteri; Cypriniformes; Nemacheilidae. The transcript has 3 exons. Gene Ontology annotation, molecular function: hormone receptor binding; hormone activity. The record is from RefSeq and is a predicted model, not a curated record.